CACCACUACCACAACCACCACUUAUUACGAGAAACGAGCUCCUGGGCAACAUUUGAUUGCGACAAAGAAUCAAGUUCACUGUCGUACGGUGGCUAGAAAUGCAGUUGGGAGGAAACUCUCACGACCCUUGUACGGAACAGGAAUACAGCUCGGCACAAAGCGGGGUUUUUUUUCGCUUAGUCCGGUUAGAGGUCGGGGCGAGGUACAGGGGACUAAUGCAGUUGGGCUGGUAAUAUCGGCUCCUGCUUAGUGACCAAGCUACACCAUGGGACCUCAAACUAGAUCGGCUGACGAAGACAAAAAAGUCUCUCAGAUACACUCGAUCUGUCGUGAGAUUCGCUCCAUUUACGACGCUGGUACUCCAUUCUACACAAAAGAUGCCAUCCGUAAAGUCGGAGAAGAACUUCGGCGUUUUCAGAAGGGAGAGCGGCCUGAUGGUGGAAACAUCAUUCUGAAAGGGGUCAAUGGGGUCGAUUACGAAGUCUUCGUCAACCCCCUUACCCGCGAUCCACUGGGAGAGAAUGAGCAUCUCGGGGCUGCGAAGUGGAUGAUCCGUUACCACUCGGUCAACUGUCUCACUACUUACCCAUACAAACACGCGGACUUCUUCGAUUUCCCGUCGGCGUACCUCCCGAUGCGGAUUUUCCCCCCCAUCAUGUGGCUUCGAGAUGAUCACCCCGUAUACAGGAUACCGCCUACGCCACCCGCAGAAGACUUCAGCGCGUACCAGGCCAUCGAGCGACAAUGGAGGACGACCCAACAUUACGAGCGGCUCCAGGAAAUACUUGCUACCGUCGAAAUCCCCUUUGCCCUAACAAAGCUUGUUGCCCUUGCGCUGGGUCCUUUUACUAUCAAAUCGCGCCUACUCGAUCGCCCCGUCCUUCAACACGCGCUAGUCUCCGCGAUUCAUUCAACUCUGGUUCAGCGUGGUAUUCUCUCGUUAUCGUCCGAGCGGUACGUGCAAGACCCAGCGUACACGCAGCGAGAUAGGGAUAUCCUUGACUCCCUCGGAUUGACCGUUCUAUACGACCCGCAAGCGUUUUUGGAGUUAGACGAGUCCAGUGUACUCGUGUGUAUCAGCCCAAACCCUCCAGUAAAUGAGAUCGUGGCAGACAUAUGCCGCCCGGGUAUUAUCAUAUGGGAUAGAGAAAGCCAGAUUUUACCUUACAGUCCGAGAGUAAAAAGUAUGGUCGGGAACGAAUAUUACGAGAUCGAGAUUCCCACUCACGAGGGCUUUGGUAAUCUCGUCAUGCUAGUCAGAAAAUCUACCUAAUUGUGCCGACAGUCGUAGCUUGGUUAGGCAGAUACCUAGGUAGAUACGAAAUGAGUAGGCCGGGCAGGACAGAGACUGAAGAGAGAGACCGAUCUUGUAAGGAAGCAAGUUUUUAUGAAACACGAUCGCGUUAAAUAAGCAAGCCAGUAAAGACA
This is a messenger RNA of Durotheca rogersii, 1428 nucleotides long. RefSeq lists its product as uncharacterized. The transcript has 4 exons. NCBI's taxonomy places the organism in Eukaryota, Fungi, Ascomycota, Sordariomycetes, Xylariales, Xylariaceae. The coding region runs from base 266 to 1273 and encodes 335 amino acids. The record is from RefSeq and is a predicted model, not a curated record.